AUGUUGUUGAAUUGGGAGUUGGUGAUAAGGUUCCUGCUGAUAUGAGAGUGGUAUCUCUCAGGACAUCGACAUUGAGAAUUGAACAGAGCUCGCUGACCGGAGAGAGCAUGCCUGUGAUUAAAGGUACAAAUCCGGUUUUAAUUGAUGAUUGUGAAUUGCAGGGCAAGGAAUGUAUGCUUUUUUCUGGGACGACGGUUGUGAAUGGUGGUUGUGUGGGCGUUGUAAUUAGCACUGGCAUGAAUACAGAGAUUGGAAAGAUUCAGACCCAAAUACAUGAAGCUUCUCUUGUUGAAAAUGACACUCCUUUGAAGAAAAAACUCGAUGAGUUUGGGAGUAAAUUAUCGACUGCAAUUGGAUUGGUUUGUCUUGUGGUGUGGGCAAUUAAUUACAAGAAUUUUAUCACCUGGGAUUAUGUUGGAUUUUUCCCGAGUAAUUUUAGAUUUUCAUUUGAGAAAUGCACUUAUUAUUUCAAAAUAGCUGUGGCGCUUGCUGUGGCAGCAGUUCCUGAAGGUCUUCCUGCUGUGAUUACUACUUGUUUAGCUCUGGGAACCAGGAAAAUGGUGCAAAACAAUGCAAUUGUCAGGAAGCUUCCAAGUGUGGAGACUUUAGGAUGUACAACUGUUAUAUGCUCUGAUAAAACUGGAACACUCACAACAAAUCAAAUGUCAGUGAGUGAAUUUUUCACACUUGGGGGAAAGACAACAAUGCACAGGGUAUUUCACGUUGAAGGUACCACCUACAACCCCAGAGAUGGAGGCAUUGCUGAUUGGAACUACUAUAACAUGGAUGCAAACCUGUUUAUCUUGGCACAAAUAUGUGCACUGUGCAAUGAUGCUGGUAUAUUCUGCAAUGGUCACCUCUUCCGCUCCAGUGGUUUGCCCACUGAGGCCGCUCUCAAGGUUCUGGUUGAGAAGAUGGGAGUUCCAGAUACAAAAGCAAGGAGUAGAAUCCGUGCAGCACAGCUUGCAUUUGAGCAUUCCAUUGAUCACAGUACAGCUAAAUUAGGUUGCUGUGAGUGGUGGAAAAAGCGGUCAAGAAGAGUUGCUACCCUGGAAUUCGACAGGGUUCGGAAAUCGAUGAGUGUCAUUGUCCGUGAACUUGCUGGAAAUAACCGCCUUCUAGUCAAGGGAGCCGUUGAGAGUGUGGUGGAGCGGAGUUCCUUUGUGCAGCUUGCAGAUGGAUCAGUUGCUGAGAUGGACAUGCCAUGUAGGCAAUUGAUAUUAACAAAACUUCACGAGAUGAGUUCAAAAGGUUUAAGGUGCUUGGGCUUUGCAUAUAAAGAUGACUUGGGCGAGUUCUCUGACUAUUAUGCUGAUACCCAUCCUGCUCACAAAAAGUUGCUUGAUCCAUCUAACUACAGUGAAAUUGAAAAUAAUAUGGUUUUUAUUGGGGUUAUUGGUCUCCGUGACCCUCCUCGUGAAGAAGUUCCGAAGGCAAUUUUAGAUUGCAGAGGUGCAGGCAUCAAAGUAAUAGUUAUAACUGGUGAUAACAAGUCCACAGCUGAAGCUAUCUGUUCUGAAAUUGGUCUAUUCUCUGACUUGACAAGUCUUAAAGGGAGAAGCUUUACUUGUAAGGAGUUCAGUUCUCUUCCUUUUGGUAAACAAGUUGAGAUAUUAUCAAAGCCUGGAGGAUUAGUGUUUUCCCGGGCAGAGCCCAAGCAUAAACAAGACAUUGUGAGGCUAUUGAAGGAAAGCGGAGAGAUUGUUGCCAUGACUGGAGAUGGUGUCAAUGAUGCACCUGCACUAAAACUAGCUGAUAUAGGAAUUUCCAUGGGUAUUACUGGAACUGAGGUUGCAAAGCAAGCUUCUGAUAUGGUCCUAGCUGAUGAUAAUUUCAGUACUAUUGUUGCAGCUGUUGCAGAGGGGCGCUCUAUAUAUAAUAACAUGAAAUCUUUUAUCAGGUACAUGAUAUCAUCAAACAUGGGAGAAGUUAUCUCCAUAUUUCUUACUGCUGCAUUGGGAAUACCUGAAUGUCUAAUUCCAGUCCAGCUUCUUUGGGUCAAUCUAGUCACUGAUGGCCCCCCAGCAACAGCCCUUGGUUUUAAUCCUCCUGAUCUUGAUAUAAUGCAAAGAUCACCACGAAAUAGCGAUGACUCUCUAAUUAAUUCAUGGGUGCUCUUUCGUUACAUGGUUAUCGGCUCUUAUGUAGGUUUAGCCACUGUCGGUAUCUUUAUAUUAUGGUACACACAACCCUCCAUUUUGGGAAUUGAUCUCGCAAGUGAUGGGCACACCAUGGUCUCCUUUGCAGAGCUCCAGUCAUGGAGAGAAUGCCCAACAUGGGAGGAUUUCUUUCCAUCCCCAUUCUUGGCAGGCAACAAUGUAGUAUUUUUCUCAGACCCUUGUGAUUACUUUACAGUGGGAAAGGUUAAAGCAAUGACUCUAUCACUGUCAGUUUUGGUAUCGAUUGAGAUGUUUAAUUCCCUCAAUGCUCUAUCAGAAGAAAACAGUUUACUUCAGAUGCCUCCAUGGACAAACCCCUGGCUUCUUAUGGCCAUGGCCAUUUCAUUUGGAUUGCAUCUUGUUAUACUCUAUGUGCCCUUCUUGGCCAGUGUCUUUGGUGUUGUUCCUUUGAAUUUUAGUGAGUGGUUUCUUGUUAUCUUGGUUUCUGCUCCUGUGGUUGUUAUAGAUGAGGUGCUCAAGUAUAUUGGCAAGAAGCAAAGGUGGAGAACAGACAAGUCCAAAACCUCAUAAAAGCCUGUCAGAAUGUUCACUAAGUUGUGGAUCUUGUCUUGCAGAUGCAUGUGCUUGUGAUUGCACAGGAUGCUAUUGUAAAUGCUUUGAAGCAGAGUAUGUUGGCUCAUUUCAGAGGUGAGUCUGUUGCUGAGAAUUCAUGGCCAAGUUUCAAGGCCUGUUGUGCUUGGAUUUUGCAUGCAAAGAUGACUUCUCUUUCUUAAUGUUGCUUGAUCCAGCCAACUUCUCUGAGAUGGAAUCUGGAGCAUUUGUGUCUAAGAGUGAGUGAUCUCUUGAUUUUUUGUUCAUUCAUGCAUCUCUGUUUUUGCUGGUUUCUGUUAAUUCCGAUCUGUUACUCUGUGACCAGACCACAAAUGUGAUCCAUUUCGUAAGCUUUGAUAAGCAUACACAUUCUAUUUGAAUUGGACAAUAGUACCAUUCUUAUCCAAUGAUGAACAGGACCACCGCCAAAGCUAUCUGUUGUGAAAAUGUGCUUUAUUAUCUAAUAAGUCAAUAAGAAGGGUUUAAUAUUAGAUGAAUGGUCUAGUGGGGGUUUACUAUUAGAUGAAUGGUCUAAUGGUAUUAUUUUAUUUUUUUAUUUUUUUAUUUUUUUCCCAAGAU
Dioscorea cayenensis subsp. rotundata (Guinea yam) is the source of this 3290-nucleotide messenger RNA. RefSeq names its product calcium-transporting ATPase, endoplasmic reticulum-type-like. Bases 42 to 2690 code for a protein of 882 amino acids. The record is from RefSeq and is a predicted model, not a curated record. Gene Ontology annotation, cellular component: membrane. NCBI's taxonomy places the organism in Eukaryota, Viridiplantae, Streptophyta, Magnoliopsida, Dioscoreales, Dioscoreaceae. Gene Ontology annotation, biological process: calcium ion transmembrane transport; intracellular calcium ion homeostasis. The transcript is spliced from 9 exons. Gene Ontology annotation, molecular function: ATP binding; P-type calcium transporter activity; ATP hydrolysis activity.